UUCACAUAAUCAAAGCUCUCUGCCACUCUUCUAGUUUUGCUGAGAAAAAUAACAAGUUGGCAAAGACCCAUCGGAAAGUUGCUCGCUUUACAUAUACAGCAUCAAUGGGUGACUCACCAAACUCGGAAACUGAGUCGUGUACGGUUAGCAACAACUCGUCGUCUUCUUCACCUUCAACAUCAUCCUACGGCAGCGACAAAAGAUUGGGUACUGAACUGCGACCCGACCCGAAGAGGGAGAAGCGUGCGAGGGAUAGUAGCAAGCACCAGGUUUACCGCGGGGUCCGAAUGCGAGCGUGGGGGAAAUGGGUAUCCGAAAUCCGGGAGCCCCGAAAGAAGAAUCGAAUCUGGUUAGGUACUUUUGCCACUCCAGAGAUGGCGGCACGUGCCCAUGAUGUGGCGGCUUUGAGCAUCAAAGGCAACUCGGGGAUCCUCAACUUCCCCGAACUCGCCCACUCGCUGCCCCGACCGGUUUCAAACUCGCCACGUGACAUCCAAGCCGCCGCCGCUAAAGCUGCUGCAAUGGAGUUCUUGAGUAAUACUGGCAGCGACAGUAACACCGACGCCACUUCACCUUCACCGUCUUCAUCGUCGUCGAACGAGGAUGACAUGUCGACGCCAGACGAGCUUAGCGAGAUAGUAGUGCUACCAAGUCUGGGGACGAGCUACGAAUCGUCGGAGUCGGGGAACGAGCUCGUAUACGUGGACCGGUUCGAUGGCUGGCAUUUUAAUCCCAGCGGUAUUCCUUGGUAUUAUGAAGAAAACUUUGGGUACUUUGGGGAUGAAAUAUCAUUUCAAAUACAAGAAAGUGUUAUUGCCACUGGGUUUGGUCCUUUACUAUAGGACCAUUAAAAUUCAAAGUUAACAAUAAAAACUCUUUCACAAA
Messenger RNA from Hibiscus syriacus, 885 nucleotides. Its product is annotated as ethylene-responsive transcription factor TINY-like. Bases 105 to 842 code for a protein of 245 amino acids. Lineage: Eukaryota; Viridiplantae; Streptophyta; Magnoliopsida; Malvales; Malvaceae. The transcript has a single exon. Gene Ontology annotation, molecular function: DNA-binding transcription factor activity; DNA binding. Gene Ontology annotation, biological process: regulation of DNA-templated transcription. The record is from RefSeq and is a predicted model, not a curated record.